AUGCUCGCCUCCCUCAAGUCUGGCCCAUCGCGUAUCACUGGCACGCGCUGUAUGUCAACUGCGACUCAGCGCGCGCCCGUCAUGCGACGUGCGAUGCUGUAUGUCCCCGGCUCCAACCCGCGUAUGCUCGAGAAGUCGCUCGCUUCGCCGGCGGACUCGAUCAGUUAUGACCUUGAAGACGCCGUUUCGCCGUCCGCCAAGCCCGCAGCACGCAAGCUCGUCGCCGAGCUGCUCGACUCGGAGCGCAGACCAAAGGGCGAGGUCAUGGCGCGUAUCAACGCCGUCGGCACCGGCUUUGAGAUUGACGAUCUGGACACGGUGCUGCGCACGCGCAACAUUGAGGCCGUCGCGCUUCCUAAGACCAACGACCCAGACCAAAUCGAGUGGGUCGUCUCGCGUAUCGACGCGCUGUGUCCUCCCGAGAAACGCCGCGGCGGCGCCAACCCGCUCCGCAUCAUCGGUAUGAUCGAGAGCGCCGAGGCAAUGGUCAAGAUUGAGCGCAUCGCCGCCGCAGGAAAAGGCCAUCUCGAUGCCCUUCUCUUUGCUGCUGAGGACUACUGCGCCGACGUCGGAAUCGCACGCACCGAGUCCCGCGCCGAGCUCCUGUACCACCGCUCCAAGCUCGUGGUCACCGCCAAGGCAUUUGGCCUGGGUGCCAUUGACCUCGUGUGCGUCAACUACAAGGACCCCGAGGCGCUGCGUGUCGAGAGCGAGGAGGGACGCAGACUGGGAUUUACAGGCAAGCAAGCGAUCCACCCGAACCAGGUGGACGUGAUUCAGCGCGCGUACGCGCCGUCCGAGGCAUCCAUCCUCAAGGCUGCCCGAGUCAAGCUCUCGUUCGAGCUCAACGACAAGGCCGGAAAGGGCGCGUACGGCCUUGACGGAGUCAUGAUCGAUGCGCCAAUGUACAAGCAGGCUCUCAGCACGAUUGCCAUGGCUGUCGCGGCUGGUAUCCCCAUCCCAGAGGUGACGGAGAAGGACGUGCAGUAG
Molecule: messenger RNA, 990 nt
Organism: Apiotrichum porosum
Lineage: Eukaryota; Fungi; Basidiomycota; Tremellomycetes; Trichosporonales; Trichosporonaceae
Exons: 6
Coding region: 1-990 (329 amino acids)
Biological process (GO): oxaloacetate metabolic process
Molecular function (GO): catalytic activity; magnesium ion binding
Source: RefSeq, a predicted model, not a curated record